Molecule: messenger RNA, 1471 nt
Organism: Cryphonectria parasitica EP155
Lineage: Eukaryota; Fungi; Ascomycota; Sordariomycetes; Diaporthales; Cryphonectriaceae
Product: uridine kinase
Exons: 8
Coding region: 1-1362 (453 amino acids)
Cellular component (GO): cytoplasm
Molecular function (GO): kinase activity; ATP binding
Source: RefSeq, a predicted model, not a curated record
AUGGACCCCGGAUGCGCAGCGAACGCGAUCGCUAAGAGGGCACACUACUCGCCACCGUGGGCCGACGUCAGCCUCAUAGGCAUAGCAGGGAGCUCGGGGUCUGGAAAGUCGACGCUGUCCAGGACCAUCGUCAACAAGUUGAACCUACCAUGGGUUGUUAUUCUGUCUAUGGACUCGUUCUAUAAAAGCUUGGAUCCAGAAUCGUCCAAAAAGGCAUUCCUCAACGAGUACGACUUCGACUCUCCGGAAGCAAUCGACUUUGAUAAGCUCGUGGAGUGUCUCCAAGACCUGAAAGCCGGAAAACGAGCAGAGAUCCCUGUCUACUCGUUCGAGAAACAUGCACGCCUGGACAAGACGACGGCAAUAUACUCACCCCACGUCCUUAUCGUAGAGGGAAUCUUCGCCCUGUACGACCCGAGGGUGCUUGAGUUGCUGGACAUGAAGAUCUUUUGCGAGGCCGAUGCAGAUACUUGUCUCUCAAGACGAAUACUGAGAGAUGUCGAAUGUCGUGGCAGGAGCGUGGAGGGCGUGAUCAAGCAGUGGUUUAUGUGGGUGAAACCAAACUUUGAAAAAUUUGUUGAUCCACAGCGGAAGAACGGAGCAGAUAUCAUAGUACCGAGGGGCGUCGAGAACUUGGUUGCCAUAAAUAUGGUCGUCCAAUUCAUCGAGCAGAAGCUUCUUGAAAAGUCCAGGCAUCAUCGAGCAGCGCUUCUGCAGUUAGAGCUACAGGCACAGUCAGAACCGCUCAGCAAGAAGGUCGUUGUACUCAGGCCCACGCCACAGCUCAAGGCUAUGAACACCAUCAUCAAGGAUAUCGAUACGACCUCAGAAGAUUUCAUUUUCUAUUUCGACAGGCUGGCUGCCUUGAUAAUUGAGCAAGCCAUGAACAAUGUGCGCUUCGAAUCUACGACUGUGAACACGCCUGCGGGGCAUCAGUACGUAGGCCUUAAAUCCCAAGGCGAGGUAUCAGCCGUCCUCCUACUUCGCGGUGGGGCUGCACUGGAGACAGGGCUCAAGCGUGUCAUACCAGACUGUCGUUCCAGCCGGAUCCUGAUCCAAUCCAGCAUCAGGACAGGAGAACCGGAACUGCACUAUAGCCGGCUGUCCAAGGAUAUUGAGACACAUGAGAGUGUGCUGGUUCUUGAUGCACAGAUGUCAAGUGGCGGCUCUGCUCUCAUGGCGGUCCAAGUCCUUGUGGAUCAUGGCGUGGCGCAGGACCGAAUUGUAUUUGCGACGUAUUCUGCUGGGCGUAUGGGGCUCCAUCGCCUGACAGCUGUAUUUCCGGAUAUCACGGUGGUUGUGGGCAACAUUCUGCCUGAUAUCGAGGAUCGAUGGAUCGAGAGGAGGUACUUCAGAUGUUGAAGGAUGGACACACUGGGGAAAUGGAAUUAUUUUCUUCCCCUGGGAGCGCACUGAGAAGUGAGCAUCUUGCAUAGCGAGCGGCCAACCAAGGUCCUUCUUUCCUCGGGAC